UUAAACUUGUAAUAAACUAAUCAAUCAUUAAUAUUCUGAAUUCACUAACCAUUUAUUUUAGGAAAGAAACUAAAAACACAGUCCAACGAAAUUCAGUUAGGGUGUAAGUAACCGUCUCUCCAACUACAAUCAAGGAAAAAUUGUCAACAAUGAAGCGAAAAAAAUGGUCAGAACUAGAAGAACAAACCCUACUCUCAAAAUACUCCGACCUUCUCCGUAACGGCACAUUAACCAAACUCAAAACUCGCGAGAAAAAGUUCAAACCAAUCGCCGAUCAUCUCAACGCCGUUCACCACCUUCACGACUCAGCCACCUUCCCUUUCAAAUGGUCCUGGCGUGACGUUUCCAUCAAAGUUCAGAACAUGCGUCAUCAGUACAUCGGGGUUAAGCACAAGAUCCGUAUCUCUUCUCAAUCUCAAUCUCAAUCUAAAUCUCAUCAGUUUAAUUGGAAUGACGGUGUUAAUCAUUGGGGGAAUUUUCUCAAUUAUAAACAAGUUUUCGGUGAUGUUCAAAUUGAUCCUAAACCUAAUUGUAAUAGUAAUGAUAAUAAUGAUUGUAAUUCUGCUUCUUGUGAUUUAGGGUUUGGAGUUGAUGAGUCUGAUGACGGUGACGACGAAGGCGGUGGCGAUGAUAGUGAUGGUGAUGUUAGUGAAGAAGAAUUGAAGAGAUUGGGGUUGGGGGUUUUGAAAUUGAGGGAGGUUAUGGUGAAGAGGGAAGAGAAGAGGAGGGAGAGAGAGUUUUUGAAGGAGAAAGGAGAGUGGAAGAGGGAUGGAUUUGAGUUUAAGAGAAGGGAAUGUUGUUGUAGUGAGAGGGAAUUGGAAUUGGAGAUGGAGAUGGAGAUGGAGGAGAGGGAGUUGAGAUGGGGGAAAAAGGAGGUUGAGAAGAGGGUGAGGUUGGAGAAGGAGCUUGAGGAGGAGAAGAGGAGGAGGAAGAAAGUGGAGGAGAAGAUGGAGGAAGAGGAGAUGGAGUGGAGGGAGAGGAUGGUGGCGAUGCAGAUCGAGCACGAGAAACAGAUGAUGCAGAUGCAUGCAGAGGCUUGUCAUAAUCAAAUGCAAGUUCUUGGAGUUAUGGCGAGAAUACUUUGUCAGUUCUUUGGUUCAGGAAAUGAUGGAUUGGCUGGUGCUGGAUUAGGGACAUUGCCUCCGCAGGUGUUGCAUCAUGGUGGUGGUUUAGGGAGUGUGAAACCCGAUGCCAGUUCGCCUUCCGAGUUUAUGUAGAAGUUUGUUCCUUUUCAUUUGAAUUCCAUUUUUUAGAUGAUUCUGAAAUGCAGUAGUUGUAUCAUAUUUUGUGAACUUUUGAAGGAAAUGUCCGAUUUCGACGAAGACCGACAAGGUGAAACGUGACUCCUGGAUAGCCCCAACACGGAUCAGCCGAGCAUGUAUACUGUAUAACAAUUUUCUAAGCUUUAAGAGUACUAUUGAAUUUGUAGCCUGCAGAAAAGAUGUAAAAAGUAAUCUAUUAGUACUUGGUAAUACAGAAGUAAAAUUGUGUUACGAUUUCAGUAAUUUAUUUAGGUGUUCAGGCUUUCAGCUUUUGAUUUCA
Molecule: messenger RNA, 1542 nt
Organism: Lathyrus oleraceus (garden pea)
Lineage: Eukaryota; Viridiplantae; Streptophyta; Magnoliopsida; Fabales; Fabaceae
Product: stress response protein NST1
Exons: 2
Coding region: 150-1217 (355 amino acids)
Source: RefSeq, a predicted model, not a curated record